Camarhynchus parvulus is the source of this 3868-nucleotide messenger RNA. It is a transcript of the gene RBMX, whose product is annotated as RNA binding motif protein X-linked. Gene Ontology annotation, molecular function: RNA binding. Gene Ontology annotation, biological process: positive regulation of mRNA splicing, via spliceosome. NCBI's taxonomy places the organism in Eukaryota, Metazoa, Chordata, Aves, Passeriformes, Thraupidae. The transcript is spliced from 10 exons. Gene Ontology annotation, cellular component: spliceosomal complex. The record is from RefSeq and is a predicted model, not a curated record. Bases 100 to 1242 code for a protein of 380 amino acids.
CGGGUGACGUAAAGCUAUAAAGGCCCGCAGCGCCUUUGUUCGCCCCCAUUGCGCAGUUGCAGAUCGGCGCGGGCGGAGUAGGUCAUUUACAGAAUCAAAAUGGUUGAAGCAGAUCGUCCUGGGAAGCUGUUCAUUGGGGGCCUGAACACAGAGACUAAUGAAAAAGCCCUUGAGGCUGUAUUCGGCAAAUAUGGACGCAUUGUGGAAGUCCUUUUGAUGAAAGAUCGGGAAACAAACAAGUCCAGAGGAUUUGCAUUCGUCACGUUUGAGAGUCCAGCAGAUGCAAAAGAUGCUGCCAGAGAUAUGAAUGGAAAGUCAUUAGAUGGGAAGGCAAUUAAAGUGGAACAAGCAACCAAGCCAUCCUUUGAAAGUGGUGGUAGGCGUGGGCCACCGCCCCCUCCCCGAAGCAGAGGUCCUCCCAGGGGCCUUAGAGGCGCAAGAGGCGGAAGUGGCGCGAGAGGACCACCUUCAAGAGGGAGUCACUUGGGGUCUUCUCGAGGACCACUUCCCAUGAAGAGGGGUCCACCUCCACGAAGUGGAGGCCCUCCACCUAAAAGAUCUGCACCCUCAGGACCAGUGCGUAGCAGUAGUAUGGGAGGAAGAGCUCCUGUGUCACGUGGAAGAGAUGGUUACGGUGGUCCUCCGCGCAGAGAGCCAAUGCCAUCACGGAGAGAUGUUUAUAUGUCUCCAAGAGAUGAUGGCUACAGCACUAAAGACGGUUAUUCAAGCAGAGAUUAUCCCAGUUCCAGGGAUACCCGGGACUACGCACCACCUCCACGAGACUACGCAUAUCGUGAUUAUGGUCAUUCCAGUUCACGUGAUGAAUACCCCUCCAGGGGAUAUAGUGAUCGUGAUGGAUACGGUGGUGGGCGUGACAGAGACUACUCGGAUCAUCCAAGUGGAGGCUCCUACAGAGAUUCGUAUGAGAGUUACGGUAACUCACGUAGUGCUCCACCUGCUCGAGGGCCCCCGCCAUCAUAUGGUGGAAGCAGUCGCUAUGAUGAUUACGGCAGCACACGAGAUGGAUAUGGAAGCCGAGAAAGUUACUCAAGCAGCAGAAGUGAUGUCUACUCAAGUGGCCGUGAUCGUGUUGGAAGACAAGACAGGGGUCUUCCCCCAUCCAUGGAAAGGGGCUAUCCACCUCCUCGGGAUUCUUACAGUAGUUCAAGCCGCGGGGCGCCCAGAGGUGGUGGCCGUGGUGGAAGCAGAUCCGAUAGAGGUGGAGGCAGAAGCAGAUACUAAAAACACUCUUAAACUUUUGGACCAAGACAGAUUAUUUCUCAAAUGUGGAAGCUGUUCUAUCUUUACUACCAGAGGACUACUAAAAAGAAAAGUUGUUUUUAACCUUUUUUUAUUGUUGCCUGUUAAGUUUUUCCCUCCAUGACUUUUAUGCUUUUGUGAGAAACAGUUGAAACAAUGUUUAAUAUCAUUUCAAAAUUGUUAACAUUUCUUUCAGAAAGCAGAUGUUAAAUGUAUAAGCUUGAGCUGUGUACUAGUGUUGUAAUUUUCAAAGUAAAGUUUCCCUGAAAUGCCACACUUCCAUCUGAUUUUCGUCAUGAAUGGAACAAGCUGUUCUUAAGAUCUUCCGCACAACAUCCAACCAUCUAACAUGGAGAUGGAUUGCUCUACAUGUUCAGCAUCUCAUUCUGAAAGUAUUGCUUGUGAUUUGGAGGGUGGUGGGGAUGAUUCCACAUAAAGCUCAGUUGUGCCUAGAAUUUGAAGUCGCAGUAUUCCCAGUACAAAAUGCCUUCAGAUCCUUGUGUAAAGAAAAAUAGAGGAUUUCAUUCACUUAAGCCAAAAAAGCAAGUGGAUAAUACUAUAUUCUGCCUUCCUACUGUUUCAUGGGGAGUUUAAAAAGGUCUCCCCUGCAAAAAAAUCAUGUUCACGUAAGUCAGCUACAAAAUACUGUUAAAAAAACAACAAUCCGCAAACCAUUGCCCAAUUCCAUCAACGAAGCUGCAAAUUGAUGCUUACUCACACUGUUUCAAAUUUUUGCAACUCUGUAGUGUUUCACUUCUAAAGGAACAUCUUUGAUUCCAAAGGAGAAAAUAAGAUAAGCAAAGAAGUCUUUCUCUCCAACUUCUGAAAGGCUUAUGGCUUCCUAAAAUAAGUGAAUCUUUCAGCAUUCCACAGCUGAUUAAGAGCAUCAAAUGCCUGUGAAACAGCAAAGAUGGUAAGCAAAGCAAACUAGUUUUUCAGUCUAAGUGAAAAUUGAAACAAGUUACCUUCUUCUAGUACAGUAAGACAAGCUGCAUGUCAUGGCAAUGGAAGUGCUGUAUAGAUUAAACAAAAAAAAGGAAAAUAAAUUCCCCAAUACAUUAGAAAGUCUCCAAAUUCAACAAUCCUUGGAUAAAAAGCAUUUAUGGCACCAGUUUUGAAACUAAAGCUGUAAUGCAGCUCACUGUAGAUGCAGUAUUGCCAUAUAGUGUGGGGAGGGGGUAUUUUGUGACCAGUAUCUCUCAGUGAAGAUGCUUAAAGAAGCUGCAUAUGCAGCAUAUUAACAAAAUUUAAGCCUUGUGAAGUGAGGAAUUGGUUUAGGUUGAGAAAUACCAGCUCAGCCUAUUGGGAGUUGGAAGCAAGAAAUGCAGACUUGAUGUUUAGUUGGAUGCCUAACUGUUUAGUUUGACACUGCGUUGCAGGGAUACCCAGGGAUGCAUGUGGCAGAGUCUGUGGCAAGUUGUUAUAACUUGGGUGAAGCCAUGAAGUUCAAAAGAUACUCUUGAAUAUAGUAAACAUGAAGACCUCCAACUAAAAAACCAAACCACAAACCCAAAACCUUUGUACUACUGUUUAGUCCUCAGUAAAUUUUGUCGUUCAAAUUAUGGAUUUAACGUGACAGUGCACCAUUGAAAAGGAAUGAGAAUCCAUAAGCCAUGCAACCUUUCUCUAAGCCAUUCCAGUUCAUUCCAAGCCAGUGAGUGAAUCCUCCACCUCUUUAAAGAAGUAGUAAAACUUGCAACUGAGUAAUAUCUGCAAGCGAAACUUGUGCCAUUGUUUUGAAAUGGGGGCAAUUACUGUAGGUUAGUUUGUGCUGUAACACAUAUUUUUCUCAAUUUGUUGUAUCUUCUCUUAAUUGCAGGGGGAUAACUUCUAGAAGAUACCACUGAAAUAGUGCUGGUUCAUCUGUUGAUGGCAGAUAUGAAUGGUGCCUGUACCAAUACGUAAGUUACGGUGAAAGGUGAAGGUGGCAGUGCAGCAGUGGAUGUGCAUUGGAAAAUCAAAGGAUAACAAAUCACAGCUGAUACAGCCUGGCUUUUGAGUGUAGUGUUGCCUACCAUUUUCUAGAGAAAUGUGUAAGCAUUCUGGAGUUGCCUUUGAAAGUAGCACUACCGAUAUCUUGGACAUACAUAAAAUUUAUGGUGGACGCCAACUGCUGUCUGCCAUAGCUCGCACCUUCCAGCAAUCCAGAGUGAGCUGGUUCAUUGCUGGUUGCACACACAUCCUACAGCAGCAAAAUGCUUUGGUUGCCUUUUACAUGUGUGCUUACCAUUUAUGCUGAUAAAAAGAGCAAGUUACACAGAAGUAAGUCUUAGUCCACUUGAAUACAGAAGACUUCACCAAGAAACCACGGAAAGUUCUGCUAUAUUACAUUAACAGUUUUGUCCCAACCUUCUGGAUGAGAGGAGGGGAGUAUUGCUGUACUGAGACAAUGUUAGUGAUGAAUGGCCAGAAUAAUUAGUGCUCCUCGAUGUACACUGGACAUCUUGGUGCUUCCUUCAAAACUUUGUCUUGAUUUUGAUGCAUUUUUCUCUUACAUACUUGUUGAUGGGCCAAUGUAUAUGAGAGGAAUCUUCAGGCAUUGGUAUUUAAUGUAGAAAAUUCAUAAACAAUAAUGGAUAAUAAAAUUUAUACUGACUUUUGUGAUGGA